Messenger RNA from Raphanus sativus (radish), 779 nucleotides. Its product is annotated as PAP-specific phosphatase HAL2-like. Bases 39 to 500 code for a protein of 153 amino acids. Gene Ontology annotation, molecular function: 3'(2'),5'-bisphosphate nucleotidase activity. Gene Ontology annotation, biological process: sulfate assimilation. Lineage: Eukaryota; Viridiplantae; Streptophyta; Magnoliopsida; Brassicales; Brassicaceae. The transcript is spliced from 2 exons. The record is from RefSeq and is a predicted model, not a curated record.
ACUCAAACCACUUGUUCACUGCAGGACUUGCCGAUAGCAUGGGAGUUAGGAAAAAGCCAAUGCGAGUGUAUAGCGUGGUGAAGUAUGCAGCGAUUGCAUGUGGAGACGCUGAGGUGUUCAUGAAGUUUGCGCAGUCGAGGUACAAGGAGAAGAUAUGGGCCCACGCAGCUGGAGUGGUGAUUGUGGAAGAAGCUGGUGGUGUGGUGACUGAUGCUGGAGGGAGAAACUUAGAUUUCUCAAAAGGAGUUUACUUGGAAGGUCUUGACAGAGGAAUCAUAGCGUGUUCUGGUCAAGUUCUGCAUGAUAAGUUUAUAGGUGCUGUUAAUUGUAUGUUUGCUACAAUGCAUCACAUGUACGUUUGCUACAAUGCAUCAAGAGAAGAAGAAUCUAAGGUAUGUUUGCUACAAUGCAUCACAUGUACGUUUGCUACAAUUCAUUGUUCUUAUGCCACAGGUUGGGGCUUCAGCAGCUUAUUUAGAGACUGGUUUAGUCCUAGUUAGACGUUAUGUCACUCUAAUGUUCUCAUCAGUACUUAUCAUUACUUGGCUCAAUUUCUGGUUUGAUUUGGGUAUCUUGGACAGCAAGUAACAUCAACUGAAAAAUGAUUUCAAUUGUCUUUUUAAAUUUCUUUUUAUUUUAUUUUAGGAUUCCAAAUUGGGAUACACCAUUGUAGACAAUUUUUUGCAAUGAAUCCUUAACUAUUUAAACAAAAAAACAAAAACAAAAAAAUUAAUAAAAUAUGGCUAAGGAUUCCACAAUGGAAUCCACCAUUGUGGAUG